AAAAACGGGCUUCCGUGCUCAACUGAUGUGCUGUUUGUUGACCCCGUCUGACGGAAAGAGUUGGAGCGUAUUUAAAAAAAUGAUGGUAUUGCUUUGUUUUUGCCCCCAAAAAUUCACAAUAUGAUAUUGGUGCCAGUACACUAGUCAUAGUAGUAAGAAUUUACGACGACCACAAACACAGCGCACACAAUACCAGGCAGCCGCAUCGUGGAGAGUCACCAAAUCACGGCAACAAUGAAUGUCUCUCAUGAAAUAAACUUACUGGUGGGGGAGAUCGAACGACUUGGCAGCAAAAAUGCUGAGGGUCAAACAAGCGUAAAGUUUGGAGUGCUGUUCAAUGACGACCGCUGUGCCAACAUCUUCGAGGCUUUGGUAGGCACCCUGAAGGCCGCCAAGAAGAAGAAAAUUGUCUCCUUCGAAAGCGAGUUGCUUCUGCAGGGCGUCCACGAUAAUGUUGACAUCAUCCUGCUCCAAAAUUGAGGUCUCGCCGUUACGCACACUUUGCUAUUAAGCAAAGUAUUUUGGUGUCUUUUCCAAAUAUCAGGCUUCUGCUGUAUUCGUGAUCAUUUUUUUCCUGCAUGUCCAAAGCCAUUCUUAUUCAUUUUAAUUUAGUUGCAUUUCAGUUUGCCAAACAAAGCCAAAAUCAGUGUUUGGGAACAAUUUUUGUUUCAAGGGCUAUUUAACAGCCACGAAUGACAACAUUUUUAACGACCUAAUGUUCCUUAAACAAAGCACAUGACUUGAUAGAAAGUAGUGUGACGUGUAAUCAGUUAUAUGUGGAUAUUUGGAAAGUUUUGGCUGUAUUGUAAUGAUAAAGUAACAUAGUCGGACAAAUGUGUUAGAUUUAAAAAUAUAGAAUAGAACAGUACUAUUAUGUCUGUUCUUGGUGUUCGUUUUGGUUAACUGUCAUCAAGACUGCUUACUUUUUUCCAUAGAUUUUUUUUUAAAAACCAAAAUGCUCAGGGUGAAUUCCAUCAAUAUCCGGUAGUGAGAAAAAGGGGUUUAAAGAGCUACUGUGACUUUUUGAAAACAAGUCACCAAGCCUCUGGUAUGACUUUUUCCGUAAAAUCCCGUAUUUCAUGCUGUGAGCAGACUGUCACUUAACAUGCGUUUCAUUUAGCAACUUUUAUUGCAUGUCAUGCAAAUUUCAGUAAUUACAGCAAACUGUUCCCGUCAAAUCAUUAGUGAACACGUCUUUAAAAGGUUAGA
Molecule: messenger RNA, 1209 nt
Organism: Syngnathus acus (greater pipefish)
Lineage: Eukaryota; Metazoa; Chordata; Actinopteri; Syngnathiformes; Syngnathidae
Gene: abracl
Product: ABRA C-terminal like
Exons: 4
Coding region: 235-480 (81 amino acids)
Biological process (GO): regulation of actin filament-based process
Source: RefSeq, a predicted model, not a curated record